AUGGCGAAGAACGCAUCUGCCAGGCUCGAUAACCUGCCCAACGAGAUUCUCGACGGAAUCGCAGCGCAACUGGACCGGUCUACUCUGUAUGCACUGACUUUGGUUUGCAAGAAGACCGCCGCCUCGGCGACCAUUGCUCUAUACAGCACUUACGCCAACGUCGAUCCACCUUCUGUCGCCCCAUUCAGCCUGUUCUUGCGCACGCUGUGCGAAGUACCCCGAUUGGCUGCGCUUGUGACGACGGUCAAAGUUCGCGGUUGGCGCUCCGAGUAUGAAGUCGCAAAUGGAGUAGCAUGGAGGGGCGUCGAACCACUGAAGAACACCGAUGAGGUGAUGCCACAGCGUAGCAAGCCUAUGCUUGCAUCGGCCAAUAAGUCCCUGAAUGCGGCCCAGAAUAAAUUUGACCUGUUUCACCGUGCUGCCGUACGUGCCGGCCUAGUAAAACCGGGCUCGCACUCGACAGCGCCGCUCAAGUCGACACUGGAUCAGGAUCGGCUCUUGCGGAAUGACGAGGACUUUGUGCGUUUGCUAAAGCACGAUGUCGAGGACGCUCACUUCAUUUUACUCCUGGCUCUACUUCCUAACUUAGAUUGCGUCGGUGUCAGUGGGCUCUCCGUCUAUUCGACUCUGGACUGGUACACCUUUCUCUCUCGUUCUAAGGGCGCAUUGCAAAAGGUGACGAGCCUGUUCAUCCACGGCUCUCAGCCGCGCGAACAUGAGCCAAUCCUCCAGACGAGUAUGCAGGUUUUAGAUAUCCUUCCUCAGCUCCAGAUCCUCUGUAUAAGCAACAUGAGUGUGCAAGGGCACCGGUACACAGUAGCGUCGCUUCCAACCAAAGCUAUUCGCACCCUAUGGUUCUCGCGCUGUGCGAUCUGCCACCGGCUGCUGGCAAAGAUAUUUGCCAACCAAAAACCAGAGACCCUUGUCUACCUUCCGCGUCACCGCGAGAUACAAACCAUACACAGCGCUGCCACCUUGAACGAAAACCAAAUCACCACCGCGCUCGGCGAAGCCAAAAACUCCAUUCAAAAGCUCUGCCUCUACCCCAAUGGCCCCAGCCCCCACCAACGCACGGCCGAAUACGCGUCCCUCAAGUAUCUCCACAUGCCACACAUCACCAUGCUGCCCCAAAACUCCACUUCUACGGCCCCAGCCGACAUCAACAGGGCCCUUCGCUACGCCCUCCCCCCAACACUACAGACCCUGACCCUGCAUAGAUGCUACAUCGACCGCCCAAUGGAGCCCAUCGUUCAGCAGCUCGUGGAACUCAAAACCGCGGGCCGGCUGCCGCACAUCGCGUCCCUCUCGCUAAUGUUCGACGAGAGUUUAAGUAUCAUGGGCUCCGCGGCUUGGGUCAUCGUGGUCUUCAUUGAGGAGAGGCUGCGGAAGGCCGUGGAGGGGUCUGGGAUUGAGCUGCACAUUGAGCUGGGGAAUUAUGGGGGUGCGAUUGGGGCUUAG
Molecule: messenger RNA, 1458 nt
Organism: Boeremia exigua
Lineage: Eukaryota; Fungi; Ascomycota; Dothideomycetes; Pleosporales; Didymellaceae
Exons: 1
Coding region: 1-1458 (485 amino acids)
Molecular function (GO): protein binding
Source: RefSeq, a predicted model, not a curated record